Molecule: messenger RNA, 4026 nt
Organism: Macrobrachium nipponense
Lineage: Eukaryota; Metazoa; Arthropoda; Malacostraca; Decapoda; Palaemonidae
Exons: 6
Coding region: 1482-3407 (641 amino acids)
Cellular component (GO): extracellular region
Molecular function (GO): chitin binding
Source: RefSeq, a predicted model, not a curated record
AAUUCGAGCCAAUCCGACGAACCCACCCAUUGGUCCGGUUCUCUUCGUCAAAAAACCUAACCAGCAAACUCUCCCAUUCGACGGCCGGGAGUUGGGCAGGUAGCACGCAGUCACUUUCUUUGCACCGUCUUUGAAAGCCGAUAGAUGGCACUAGUAGUAGUUCGGUUACAGACGAAAUAUUAUUGAGACUUGCGUGUGCGCCUUCUUUCGAUUGUUAAUCUUUAUUUACGCAUGACUAAAAGGUGUUUUAGCAACAAUUUUACGACAAAAGUGGAGUUUCGUCUCAUCCUGAAGAGAUUGAGGUUUUAAAAUGAAAUUUUAAGUGGAUUACACAUUGAAGUGAAAUAACUUGACUUUUUAAAGUGUUGAAAUCUACAAAACAACAGGAUGCUUUUCUAAGACAAACGUGAUCUUAUAGGCGCAAGCAACAACUUCCCGGAUGCUUCUUAGCUCAUCAGACCAGUGUGAUGCGAGUGUUUGUGGCCAUCGAAGGAGCCUGGGUUUUUCAUUCCUGUAAGGAACAGAUUCAUGACAUACCCCGUAUGCAGCACUCGAGACAAAAUGCAGACGCUCAGCAAUAUUGCAAAAGGAUUACCACUUCUGAGAAUGUUCGCGUCGCUUCAUGUCCUACUCGCGAUUUUGCUGCUAGAAGUUAUGGCGGUUUCAACUUCCCCAGCAGCACAACCAGGCAAGGGAGUUGAUGCACUUGCUGCUAAACGAAAUUUGCGUUAUGGAGUCAAGGAUGACAUACGACCACAAAAGUCCAGCUACCUUUCUGAGCCGAAAGAGGUGGAUCGGGAGCCUUAUGACAAUCCCCAAAAGACUUGAGACUGUGCUACCUUCUUGUAAAAGUUCAACAUGACAACAGCAAGACGCAAGAAGAUAUGACAAGUCUUCCUAGAGAAUCAGUUGCUCCCAGAAAGCAGGACCACUCACGCAUCGGCGCCAAUGAUUUUUUUUCUUACAAGUUCAAACGUGAACGAGACAUAUUUCUUCAAAAAGUGUUAUGCUACCUUCAAUUUUCAUGACCUUUCUGCCCAAAGAUAUAGAAUGGCAUCAUUCCCUAAUUAACAUACAAACACAUAAAAUUCCUUCCCUAAAUUCUAAUAACAGUAUAAUAACAUGGAGCAACCAAGUUUAUUACUCAUGAAAUUAAUAUCUGCAAUUAACAUUUACGAAACGCUUGUAAAUUAAGUUAACGGGUGUCCAAAAGACAAAAAACCGAAGAGGAGCAAAGCAUGGGAAAUAUUCAGUAAACAUGUUCUCCUUACUAGAUAUGCAAUCAGUGGGUUCGGAACAUUAGUAACGAAGUCUCCCUUUAUUUCCAGCAUCAACGCCAGAUCCGCUUCAAAGGCUCUUACCAACAGCUCCCGAAGGGCCUCCCCCACCAGGCAAGCGAAGAAGUCUUCGCUCACGCUCAACACGAUGACCGUCUCUCCUACUUCAUACAAGUGGACGUGGAAGACGAGCCGCACAUCAUUAUGAACUUCAGGGAUCUCCCGAAGGGCACCAUGACCUACUUCCCACCCGAGGUCAUCCCACUCGACCUCCUCUACUCGAGUGAGGACGACGACACCUUCGGGUUCUUGAGUUUCCACGACGAGCACGAAAGCAACGUCAAAGAUUCCCGUGAAAAAUCAGCCGAAAGUCAAGCUGGACUGUCUCCUUUUUAUAUACCACCUAAUGAAGAUAUAGAUUACGAUAACUUCUUCAUUACGCAUUCAUCAUCAGCAGAAGAGCUCGAGCCAGUCUUCCUAGCCAAAGAUUUCUCGUCAGUUUCCACUUCUACGAGUCAACCAUCAGUUAAUUUCGAUUCCAUUGAGAUUGGACGCCAUCAUGAUUUCGACAGGACCUCAGUUAAUGUUGAUACUCUUGAAAAUAAACACCAAUUUAACCUCCACAGACCCUCAGUUAAUUCAGAUUCCCUUGAAAUCGAACACCAUCUUAACUUCGACAAUCCCUCGCCUAAUUUAGAUCCCCUCGAAAUCGACAGACCCUCGGUUAACUCAGAUCCCCUUGGAGUCGACAAACAACAUAACGUCGACAGACCUUUAGGUAAUUUAGAAUCCUUUGAAAUCGACCACCACCAUACAGUCGACAGACCCUCUGUUAACUCAGAUCCCCUUGGAGUCGACAAACAUCAUAACGUCGACAGACCUUUAGGUAAUUUAGAAUCCCUUGAAAUCGACCACCACCAUACAGUCGACAGACCCUCGGUUAACCCAGAUUCCCUUGAAGUCGACAAACAUCACAACGUCGACAGACCAUUAGGCAAUUUAGAAUCCCUUGAAACCGACCACCACCAUACAGUCGACAGACCCUCGGUUAACUCAGAUCCCCUUGGAGUCGACAAUCAUCAUAACGGCGACAGGCCCUCGGUUAAUUCAGAUUCCCUUGAACUCAAGCACCACCAUAAUUUCGACAAACCUAGCUCAGAAAACGCCCCAUUUCACUUCCUCUCUGACGCUUUAGGGGAAUCCCAUAUACUGACAAACAAUGUUUUCGAAGCUGACGAAAACGACCGCGACUCCGAGUCGAGCUAUUCCACAACAUCGACCCUCUCGACACAGCUAUCUUUGACAACACCGGCGUCUUACUCAUUCCCCUCACAAACAACCAUCCCUGAUUCUUCAACUGCAGAAUCAGGUGAAGUAUUUUUCAUUACUGGUCACAGUGAUAACUCAAAUGAUGCAGAUGAUGAAUCGUUUUCUACAACCUCAAUCCAUAGUCAACCUUUGCAUAUUUCCAGUACCCCUGCCACUAUUUUGGAAACAUCAAGCUCAUUCCUAUUACCACAAAGCAUCCCCCACAAUCACGGUCCAAACAUACAACAUCAUGACAUCACAAGUCCCUCUUUCACUUCAGCCCACCAUCAUGACAUUACAGGUCCCUCUUCCCCUUCAGCCCAACAUCACGACAUUACAGGUCCCUCUUCCACUUCAGCCCAACAUCACAUCAAAAAUCCCUCUCCCACUUCAAACCUUCCCAAAACGUUAACCACCACAAAAAUCGCCCAUCCUGAUCUGUCAGCUGGACUUCCAAAAUCUCAUAAAUUUCCUAGCAAAGAGAUUCGACGCAAGCAUUCAGGCCGUGUGACAGAUCAAUCUAAUUUUUCUAAGGAAAGGGCCUCCAAAGAGGAAUCUAGUGACGGCCCUAUUCCAGGUACACCUGGUAUCGAUUAUCCUCUGUAUCAUACUGUGCCAGUCACAAGUUUUGACUGCUCUACCAGAGAAUUUGGUGGUUACUACGCCGACCCCGAGACCAAUUGUCAGGCUUUCCACAUAUGCCUCGGCAGGAAGAGUCACGGCUUCCUGUGCCCCAUUGGAACAAUGUUCAACCAAAAGCUGCUGGUCUGCGACUGGUGGUACAACGUUGCCUGUGCACAGGACCCUCAGCAUCAACUUUAAAAGAAAUCAAUCGAUUGCAACAACAAAUACCAAAGAACUUGACACAGACGAGACGACGCCUUACUUAUACAUAAGUUGGACUAGUCAUUUUUACCGUAAUCACAGACCUUGACUUUAUUGUUAGUUGUGAUGUUAUGAAUUUAUUUACUAUUUCUUUCAAUGUAUUAGAGAAAGCUUAUAGUUUAAUAUUGCGGCCAAUUAUAGCGGGUAUCCUAUGGAUAAUAAGCGUUUGCUAAUAAUAAUAAAAUAAUGAUUAAACUGAAAUUCUGAAUUUUGAUGUACAUUGACCAAAAGGAAACCUUAUUUUCCCAUAAUAUAGAGCAUAAUUCAUAUAUUCCACGUUCACUGACUUGUGAAACAGAGGGAGUUGUGCAAAAUCUCACACGAUACAUUAUGCAUAAAACUCCUCACAAUAAAAUUCAUCAUGGAAAUCAUUCAGUACUGCAUUUCCAGGAUUCUUAAAUUCCAUCAAAUAAAUCGCCUAGUAACCUAGUUUUAUAAACUCACCUCACUCUACGGAAACAAUACAUAUGUUGCCGUUGAUUCCUUGACAUAUCACUAUAGUUUUCUCUAUUACAGAAAGGCUAAUAAACUUACACCUCGCAGACACCUCUCUAAG